This is a messenger RNA of Tripterygium wilfordii, 1272 nucleotides long. RefSeq lists its product as uncharacterized. The transcript has 2 exons. NCBI's taxonomy places the organism in Eukaryota, Viridiplantae, Streptophyta, Magnoliopsida, Celastrales, Celastraceae. The record is from RefSeq and is a predicted model, not a curated record. Bases 147 to 866 code for a protein of 239 amino acids.
UCGUGCCGGCCUGAACCCCACAAACCGUUAUGAUUCGAUCGCUUUGUUUAAAUUGAAGUAUGCCAUAUACGAGCAUUAUUGCAACCACAAUCAAACAUCCUGUUUUACGAAACCCUUUUGUCUGAUCAGUUACAUUGGAGAAAUUAAUGAUGAAGGACGUUUCGAAGAACAAGUUUUUGCCAUGUUUUAGACCUGUUGUUGUUGAUCAUGUGGACCUUGUGCUCGAGUCUAAAGGUGCUGUAGAGAAGGAUUCGAUGAUCAAGUCUUCGACUUUGGAGGGUAAGAAGUCGGAGAAUCCGAUGACUGUUCGUCCCCCAAAACGAAAACUUUCUCGUGCGAUCAAAGCCGUUGUGUUCGAGAUGAUACUGGCCAAGCGAGCUCGUGAUCGAAGAGUUUCGCGUGAGAAUCUCCGUCAAUCAAAACAGGUUUCGUCGUCAACGAAUAUUACUGUAAGCGAUAAUGACGAUGCUUCGAAGAACAGGGUAUUCGAUAGUCCUCGAGAAAUCAAAUCGAAUUCUGGGUCUUCUUCUUCAUGGUCGUUUGAUUCAUCUUCGUCUCUGUCAAUUUCAAAAUCCGAAUUGAAGAUUGAUGUUUCGAAAGACAGAAAAUCAAGUUAUUCAAUAACUCUCAACUCUGGCAUUUAUUUGCUGCUUUUGAGUCUGACUUUGACAAUCUUGUGGGGUAAGCUAUGUGCGAUUCUCUUCACUACAAUUUGGCUUUACUUGCUUCCUCGCCGGCGCACAAGAGAUGGGUUCAGGCCGGAGACCGUGAUAACGCCGUCGACGGAGACAGAGUCUACGGAGUAUAAAAAGAAGGUCAUAAUGGAAGGGCUACUUGAAAGGAACCACCACAACAGAGGGCGAUAGAAGGCAUUGAAUUUCUGACGUGAAAAUUCUCUUUUUCGUGUUCGAUGCAUCUUCGUCUUAAUUGUCUGUUUAGUGAAUUGAAGAUUUUAAACCGACAGAAGAGACAAGAACCAGCAGUACACACUACACAGACACCAAUUUCUUGUGUUGAGUUUGCUUUUGGCCUUUCUAAAGAGAUGGCAGAGGUGUACACAUGGCAUUCAUUAUCCUGAUCUUUUUAUCUUUUUUUUUUUUCCUAGGAAGUGUAGGAUAUCUGUUUGUUAACUGUUUAAGCUAGUGUAGACAUUCAUGGAUACGUCCAGCCAAACCCAUCAUAUAAGCUACCGUCAACGUUAGUUUAUAGGCUCAAAAAAUAUAAAUUCCACCAACAACUUUAUUUCAAAAAUACAUUAGUGUAUUUCCGUGU